AUGCACCAGCAGGUGCAGCGCGUGGAGCAGGCGGACGGUGCACGGAAGUCGUCCGGAACGCCCACGGCAGUUGCAGCCCCGGCGCCGAAGCUGGAGUACGUGAAGCUGCCUGGGACCAAGGGCGCGCUGAUGGUCAAGGCUGUGGAAACGUCAAAGAAGAGCUUCCUCGCGAUUCUUUGCGGUGAGAACGGAGAGAAGGUGGAAUUGUUCGCGGGCACGUAUCGCACUGCCCUUGGCCUCUCGCGCACGUUUAUUCUGCCUGACUCGCCGCGCUCGCUCGAGCUGCAGCUCCAAGGUGAUGACCUUGUCGAGGUCUUCCUUGUUUUCUCCCAGAACGUAUUCGGCCUGGAGCCCGCCACCGUGCGUGUGCGCGAAGUUCGCAUUGGCCGCGCGGAGCGUAGG
Molecule: messenger RNA, 402 nt
Organism: Heterobasidion irregulare TC 32-1
Lineage: Eukaryota; Fungi; Basidiomycota; Agaricomycetes; Russulales; Bondarzewiaceae
Exons: 2
Source: RefSeq, a predicted model, not a curated record